UUGUCAGGAUGCCCACACCGACCUCGGCUUCGUCUGGGCCUUGUGUGUGUGUGCAGGCAUGGGUGCUUCAGUCAGAGGCUAUGGGCGUGGGCGUGGGCGUGCGAGGGAGAGAGAGAGAGAGAGAGACGCAAAAACAAACACACACACACACACACACACACACACAUACACACACGCAGAGAUCCCCGUAUGUUAAGUGCGCGCGCGCGUGUGUGUAUGUAUGUAUGUACGUGUGUGUGUGUGUGUGCGUGUGUGUGUGUGUGUUAGUGUGGCGGUAGCGUGAUGUAAGGAGAGCCGCACGCCCCCACCCACGCUACCCACGCCCGCGUCAGGCCACCCACACACCCAACAACACUACCUGAGGCCUGACACCGCGCCUGUACGCCCUCACGCCCAUGCAAAGCAACAUGGCGGCGUCACAGGCUACAGGAGACAAGGCGUGCUGUCAUCUCCUUCAGAGGGCGUGCGUGCGUGUGUGUGUGCGUGUGUGCGUGCGUGUGAGUGCGUGUACCGUCAAUUAUGGGAGGGAGGGACGUGAUAUGAUGUACCUGAGGGCGGCAGGGCACGCCUCCACGCCCGCACGCCCGCUGUAAACCCGCCCAGUUAAUCUCACGCCCUUAAGAUAACCCCAGGAACUACCCCACGCUUUGUGACGCCCCCACGCCCGCAGUGACGCCCACAGUGAACGAACCCACACGUCUGUACACCCACAGGAACACCUCAACACGCCCACUACGCCCCACAAACACAUCCGAACUUCGCUGAAAAUAUACACACCAACAGAUUCUACCCCCUCGCUGCUCCUGUCCACGCCCACAACGCCCACCAGGAUGUCAGGGCGUCGAAUGUGGAGUUUAGGAGCGAAGAGACUCAGUAUGGAUGGGAUGAGAGUGAGGUAUUCAAACUGCAGACGUACACAAGCCAGUGACGACUUUGAAGACAUUGCUGUUGUGACCAAUGCGGAUCCGGGCCAGGUCAAGUACGGUUCCGGCACCAUUACAGCCAACGGUCCACGGGUCAUUCCAGGAAUCAUCAGAACACAGAGGAGCGUGUCAGGAGGGCGGCUUAACGCUGGGUCGCCUUUGUACCUGGAGAAACCCCCGGCACCGUUGAAGGGCAAGUCUUUAUCGAGGCAGUCUUUAAUUGACGUGUUCUCUUCUCGUAUCAGCAUUGGCAGCCGGAAAAGAUUCUCUCGUGACUCCUUCAGUGCCUCCUACGUGAACCGGACGCAGGUUGCCAGUGAGUUGGAUAUCAGCAGAAAGACGAGAGAGGCCAGACGAAGGAAACUGCGGAGCCAUUUUAAGCUGGAGAAGUGGGAAAGCAGUACAAGUAGUUCUGAUAGGAGGCCUGGUUGUAGAUGGACCUUCGUGUUCGAUCCUGCUGGGCGGUUGUGCUACUACUGGUCAUUAAUCGUGUCUCUGGCCUUCCUGUACAAUCUGUGGGUGAUGGUGUACCGCUUUGGGUUCCAAGAAAUUACCUGGGACACGAUCCUUGUGUGGUUCGCGUUAGAUUAUUUUGCGGACUUAAUAUACGUGAUUGACAUUCUCUUCCACUUCCGCACUGGUUACCUGGAAGAUGGCGUGCUCCAGACGGACUUCAGAAAGCUCAGGCAACAUUACAUGAACUCCACCACCUUUUAUGUGGAUUGCCUUUGCCUGUUGCCUCUAGACAUCCUGUACUUAUCAAUAGGCUUUAAGUCAAUCUUGAGGUGUUUCCGCCUUGUGAAAAUCUAUAAAUUCUGGCAUUUUUUAGACCGCACAGAGAGGCACACCAAUUCCCCAAACCUGUUCCGCUCAGUGUCCCUCAUCCACUAUCUUUUCGUCAUUUUUCACUGGAAUGCGUGUAUUUUUCAUAUCAUUGCGCGACACGAUGGAUUCACGUAUAGACCCCACUUUCUAAACCAUAGCAAUGAGACUGAUGGCGUUGUGCUGGAGUACCUAAGGGUGUUCUACUGGUGCACCUUGUCCCUUACUACCAUUGGGGGUUCACCUAUUCACGACUCGACAGCCAAGGACGCCAGGGCAGGGAUCCACGCUGCUGCCACCAAUUACAGCGGGACCCAGGAUACCCCCACGGAGGUUUUAAACGCCAGGACUAAAACUGACUACCUAUACCACAUUGCCCAGCUGAUGUUUGGGCUCCUCCUGUUUGCCACCGUCUUAGGGCACAUUGCAAAUAUUGUUACGAACGUGUCAGCUGCCAGGAAGGAGUUUCAAGCCAAACUGGACGGCGUGAAGACGUACAUGAGGAUGCGACGAGUGCCCGCUCACCUACAAGCAAAAGUUAUAAAAUGGUUCGACUACUUAUGGCUGACUCAAAAAUGCUCGGAUGAAGAAAAGGCCGUCAGCUGCUUACCAGACAAACUGAAGGCAGAAAUGGCGAUUCAUGUCCACUUAGACACACUGAAAAGGGUGGAAAUCUUUCAAAACACUGAGGCCGGAUUUCUGUGCGAGUUGGUGUUGCAUCUACGCCCCGUUCUCUUCUCUCCGGGUGAUUACAUAUGCAGGAAAGGUGAGGUGGGCAAGGAGAUGUACAUUGUCAACAGAGGGCGCCUUCAAGUGGUGGCUGACAAUGGGAAGACGAUGCUGGCCACCUUGAAAGCAGGAUCAUAUUUUGGAGAGAUUUCGAUCCUUAAUAUGGGAACUGCAGGUAACCGCCGCACCGCCUCUGUCAGGUCAGUGGGGUACAGCGACCUCUUCGUCCUGUCCAAGAAGGAUAUGUGGGAUGUACUUAAGGAGUAUCCCGCCGCUAGAGUGAGACUAGAAGCCAUUGCCGCGAAACGAUUGGAAAAAUACAGGAAGGCACCGCUUGAGAAAGCCGCCCUGGGCCGCUCCUCCUCCACCCCGGGGCUUGUGGAGUCCUCAGGGCGAGUCCCAUUAGAAGAAAUGUGGCUACCCCCUCUCCGGCUCCCCCCUCCCAGCGGAGCCCCCAGCCCAAGGACACAGGCGCAGAGGUCCCAGACACUGGAAUCUGAGAGGUUGACGAUGGAAAGUGCCCUCAGUGGGUUGUCCUCACGUCACUCCCCUGACGAGGACCCCCCCGCACCCCCACUCUCCCCCCCACCCCUGCCCCAGCUCCCCCACGCCUCCCAGCACCUCCUUCACCUCCACAGGCCCUUCGAUGCGACGCCAGGACACACACACGCCCUAGGCACCACCACCAUCACCACCACGGAGGAAGGAGAGAGGGAGAGGUGGACGGCCCUCUCCUCCACCCCUACCACCACCACCACCACCUUCACUCUACCGGUCCCCCCUCCCCUGCUUCCGACCAACCCGUGCCCAACGUGACACGCAGUGAGGGUACAUUACAAGCGUCACACAGCGCGGGGACGUUACCCAGAGAAUCAUCGCCCCAGGAGCUUCUGCUAGGGGAGAUACGGAGACUACGGGAGCGUUUGGUGAGUCUGGAAGCUGAGAAUGCUUCCAUGACACUUCGGUUAA
This is a messenger RNA of Scylla paramamosain (green mud crab), 3443 nucleotides long. Its product is annotated as cyclic nucleotide-gated cation channel alpha-3-like. Bases 831 to 3290 code for a protein of 819 amino acids. Gene Ontology annotation, biological process: potassium ion transport; monoatomic cation transmembrane transport. The transcript is spliced from 10 exons. Gene Ontology annotation, molecular function: voltage-gated potassium channel activity; cGMP binding; intracellularly cAMP-activated cation channel activity. The record is from RefSeq and is a predicted model, not a curated record. NCBI's taxonomy places the organism in Eukaryota, Metazoa, Arthropoda, Malacostraca, Decapoda, Portunidae. Gene Ontology annotation, cellular component: intracellular cyclic nucleotide activated cation channel complex; plasma membrane.